GCUACAGCGGGAGGGGGCGUGACCAGCGGAAUUCAAUGGAGGAGCCUGAGUAUUUCAGCGCCAGCGCAGCCGAGUGGGGCGACGACACCGACGGAGGAGCGCAAGAUGAUGAUUAUGGGGAAGAAGAUGAUGCCGAGGUCCAGCAGGAGUGUUUGCACAAAUUUUCUACCCGAGACUAUAUCAUGGAGCCCUCCAUAUUUAAUACUUUGAAAAGGUAUUUCCAGGCAGGUGGCUCUCCUGAAAAUGUGAUCCAACUCUUAUCGGAGAACUAUACUGCUGUGGCCCAGACAGUAAAUUUGUUGGCUGAGUGGCUCAUUCAGACAGGUGUCGAGCCAAUUCAAGUCCAGGAGACAGUGGAGAACCACUUAAAAAGCUUGCUCAUUAAACAUUUUGACCCCCGAAAAGCAGAUUCCAUUUUCACAGAGGAAGGAGAGACUCCAGCAUGGCUUGAGCAAAUGAUAGCACACACAACGUGGCGGGACCUCUUCUACAAACUAGCUGAAGCUCAUCCAGAUUGCCUCAUGUUAAACUUUACUGUCAAGCUUAUAUCUGACGCUGGGUACCAAGGGGAGAUAACCAGCGUGUCAACAGCAUGCCAGCAGCUGGAAGUCUUUUCUCGAGUGUUGCGUACUUCUCUGGCCACCAUCUUAGAUGGUGGAGAAGAAAAUCUGGAAAAGAACCUGCCUGAGUUUGCUAAAAUGGUGUGCCAUGGCGAACACACAUAUCUCUUUGCCCAAGCCAUCAUGUCCAUCUUAGCCCAAGAAGAGCAAGGUGGCUCUGCGGUGCGCAGGAUCGCCCAGGAGGUGCAACGCUUUGCUCACGAGAAGGGACAUGAUGCCAGUCAGAUAACCUUAGCGCUGGGAACCGCUGCCUCGUACCCUCGCGCCUGCCAGGCCCUCGGAGCCAUGCUGUCAAAGGGAGCUCUGAACCCAGCAGACAUCACGGUCCUUUUCAAAAUGUUCACCAGCAUGGAUCCUCCGCCUGUAGAACUGAUUAGAGUUCCUGCUUUCCUGGAUCUCUUCAUGCUGUCCUUGUUUAAGCCUGGCGCUAAAAUCAAUCAGGACCAUAAGCAUAAAUAUAUCCAUAUUUUGGCCUAUGCGGCCAGUGUUGUGGAAACAUGGAAAAAGAACAAAAGGGUCAGCAUCAAUAAAGAUGAACUCAAGUCCACUUCGAAAGCAGUGGAAACCGUUCACAAUCUCUGCUGUAACGAGAACAAAGGAGCUUCUGAACUUGUGGCAGAGCUGAGUACCCUCUACCAGUGCAUCAGGUUUCCAGUAGUGGCGAUGGGUGUUCUGAAAUGGGUCGACUGGACAGUUUCGGAGCCUCGAUACUUCCAGCUUCAGACUGAUCACACUCCAGUGCACUUGGCGUUACUUGAUGAGAUCAGUACCUGCCAUCAGCUGCUUCACCCUCUUGUCCUGCAGCUACUUGUCAAACUUUUUGAGACUGAGCACUCUCAACUGGAUGUCAUGGAGCAGCUGGAGCUCAAAAAGACUCUCCUGGACAGGAUGGUGCACUUGCUGAGCCGUGGAUACGUCCUUCCGGUGGUUGGCUACAUCCGCAAGUGCCUGGAAAAACUGGACACGGACAUUUCGCUGAUCAGAUACUUUGUGACUGAGGUACUGGAUGUGAUUGCUCCUCCAUAUACUUCUGACUUUGUGCAGCUUUUCCUUCCAAUUCUGGAGAACGACAGCAUUGCCGGCACUAUUAAGACGGAAGGGGAGCACGACCCUGUCACCGAAUUCAUAGCUCACUGUAAAUCAAAUUUCAUUGUGGUCAACUGAACUGGAGAAAACAUCCUAUUCGCUGAUGAUACCAUGGAUUAUAUAUCCCACCUUCGUGCAUUACUGCAGAGGAUAAUGCAAAUAGCCUUGGGGGAAAGAAGAAGAAAGAACAGUUUGCUGGUUGAUGCUUCAGGUGACCUAGGAAGGUCGCUCUGGUGUGUUUCCCAAAUUUAAUUUUACUUUUCUUGAAUGUUGCCACUUCAAUUUACUUCACCUAAAUUUUUUGAAUGGCCUAAGCAUUUUGAAGAUGAUCAAAAAAGCUGCAAGAUGUUGCUUUUGACUCCAGGUUAGUUGUUAAUCAAGGCAAUAAUGCUGUUGUUGAUGACAUAAUAGUCUGAAAAAAAAUAGCACGAAUUCUCAGUUGCCAAGUAAUUUCAAGACACUUGGUUUCGAUUGCAUUCCAGAAAACCACUAUGAACCUGGUUCACAAAUCUGUAUCUCUUUGCCAGAUUUCUAUAUCUGAGUACCACAUAUGUUUAUAUGUUAUCAGAUUUUUUUUCCUGUAGCCCCUCUAGCAAAGAAUCACAGUCUUUGCUGUUCUAUAAUGAUAGUUCUUUUUAUAACUGUUGGUGAUAUAUUACAACGCUGUGUGAAAAUACAGUUAAAUUUCUUUGACUGCAUAGCAGCCACAUAAUAGUACAAUAGUGCAUCUUUGACAUUACCUUUGUGGAAUGAAAAACAGCAUGAUACACGAGAGACUAAUUUAGAACCAGUUCUCUUUUGGGUAAGAAUAUAAUUUGAUCUUAUAUUUUUAACAGUCCGAGCGUUAGAUAAGUCAUGACAAUAAGAAAACUAGAAACUGGAUAUGAAGAUGAUGCCAUAUUAAUGCAAAGGGGUUUUUUUUGUCAUGGAUGCAGAAAGUGUUGUUCUACCAAGCACAGAAUAUUUUUCAUUGGAGUUGAUGUAAAGUCUCUUCCUCUCAACCCCAUUUGUUAAUUGCCAUCCGGUCAACCUCAAUGUUUAUGAAUGAAAGAUUUCUUAGCCUUGCUCAGGUCUUGCAAAAUCAAGGCUUUGUCUUGUUGACAGUCCAUGGAAUCUGUUAAAACUUCCUUUCUCAGCACAUUUCAAAUGAGUUAAUUUCAAAUGAGUUCCUGGCAGCCCUUUUUUCAUUUUCCAGCUUUCACAACCAGACAUAGAAAUCAGAAAUAUUGUGGCAUGGAUGAUUCUGACUUUGGUAUUUAAUGUUUUAGCUUUACACUUGAAGGUUAGAGUUUCUUCAAAGUGCCCUUCCUGUUCUUCGUCUUCUCUGGAUUUCUUGAUAAAGUUUCCAUUUUGAGUGACGACUGAGCCGGGUUGUAGAAAGUCUUUUACCUGUUUUAUUUUCACCAUUUGCAUUAAAUGGAAGUAAACAA
Anolis sagrei ordinatus is the source of this 3136-nucleotide messenger RNA. RefSeq names its product negative elongation factor complex member C/D (gene NELFCD). The record is from RefSeq and is a predicted model, not a curated record. Gene Ontology annotation, cellular component: NELF complex; nucleus. NCBI's taxonomy places the organism in Eukaryota, Metazoa, Chordata, Lepidosauria, Squamata, Anolidae. Gene Ontology annotation, molecular function: RNA binding. Gene Ontology annotation, biological process: negative regulation of transcription elongation by RNA polymerase II.